AAAGACCAUCAUGGAGCUGCGGACGCCAGAGGAACUGCCUGUGGCCACGUCUCGAGCUGAGCGGAUGAAAGUUGUGCGGGCCACUGCGGGGCAGAGAGUCACGUUUGGGCGGUCGGCUAUCCAUGAUUGGGGGCUGGUGGCGCGGCGAGACAUAGAGGAGGGCGAGAUGGUGGUGGACUAUCGAGGGGAGGCGCUGAGGCGGAGUGUGGCAGAGCUGAGGGAGAAGCGAUACCAAGACAGAGGGGAGCUGUGCUAUCUGUUCAAGGUGGACGAGGAGCGAGUGGUGGAUGCCACCAUGGCUAGCAACUACGCCAGAAUGAUGAACCACUCCUGCAACCCCAACUGCUUUGCCAAGAUCUUUGACGUACAGGACAAGAAUGGCCACCCGAGUGCGAUCAUCGUCAUCAUUGCUCGCCGCCCAAUUCGCAUGGGAGAGGAGCUAACGUACGACUAUCGGUUUGACCAGGAGGAGAAGGACCGAGUGCCGUGCCGCUGUGGUGCCGCCACCUGUCGCUCCUUCAUGAACUGA
Molecule: messenger RNA, 529 nt
Organism: Closterium sp. Naga37s-1
Lineage: Eukaryota; Viridiplantae; Streptophyta; Zygnematophyceae; Desmidiales; Closteriaceae
Source: the annotation of a GenBank genome assembly